This is a messenger RNA of Xyrauchen texanus (razorback sucker), 1129 nucleotides long. RefSeq lists its product as uncharacterized. The record is from RefSeq and is a predicted model, not a curated record. Lineage: Eukaryota; Metazoa; Chordata; Actinopteri; Cypriniformes; Catostomidae. The transcript is spliced from 3 exons. The coding region runs from base 85 to 693 and encodes 202 amino acids.
AAUAGCAUAUUUCCCUUUUAUUUAUGAGUCUUCUGCAAAACUUUGUUCCCUGUUCUCGAUAGAGCCAUUGUUUUGCAUGCUACAAUGCGUCUGACUCCUAUGCUUCAGCAAAUUAGAAAUGGGAUGAAGGUAUACAACCUUCUGGAUGUGAUUGGGAAGCAUCAAACUCUCUGCUCAAACCUGUUUGUCCCCAAAGAGGAUGAUGACAGACCGGAUGCUGAUUACAUAAUGAGUAUCCUAGUCCCUGAGCUGAGUGAGAAGGGAAGUCCAAGGCAAGCAAGAGAAAAUGCAAUCAUCAACUUCCUCCAGGACUUUCUACAAGACCUGGAAAUCACAGGUCAGAAUGAAGACCAGCAAAUGUGUGAGCCUCUGACCCAAGAGGAGCUGCUUAGUCAAGAAGGGCACUGGAAUCAACAAACACACGUGAGCCUGUCUGUCCCGACAGUGAUGCAGUGGUUAACUGGACAAAGGCACAAGCCCCUUCUUCCAUCAGAGAGGGCCGAUUUUAAAAUAAAUCUAAGAUUUGAACACCACUGUAAUGAAAAAAUGCCAGGUCACCAAAUUUGUUUCCCACUUGUAAGUGCCUGCACAAAUACAAUAACUAUUCCCGUUGAACAUAUGAAAACAUACAAGGAGUUCAGAGAUAUAUUGACAGUAGCAAUCAGAAUGGGUAGAGACUUUGGGCGAGUUUAGAGGUCAUUUUUUGACCACUGAUGUGUACUUCUCCAAAUCAGGCAGUAUUGUGAAUUUUUGGCAUUUCUAAUGGCAUUUUUGUUAAAUGUGUUCAGUGAGCUAUUUAUUAUUCUGUGAGAGUCUUAACAAAAAAAAAAGACAGCUAGCACAAAUCAAACCAUAAAAAUGGCUCAACAUUAGUGUUUGGUUCUUCCAUUGUUUUAAGUUGGGACCACUGCUGACCCUUUAUUCGAAAAAGGUCUUAAGAACUCUGUAUUUGCAUUUUGUUUACAGAGCACUGACAAAUGUACAUGUAAUAUAAACCUUGAAAUGUGAUGUUCUUCAAUUCAGUGUUACUUGUACUAUUGAAAAGUUGAAAUUGUUCAGUUUACCACAUACACAUUAGUUUCAACAUGUAUAUGGGGCAAAUUCAUGUCAUCCAAGUGGAAUCAAAUGU